AUGCAACACGUCGAUUCGGAGAAAGUGAUUGAAAACGUCUAUAAAGUGUUGGUGUCCCUCCCAAUUAUGCUGAAAUCCAGAUGGGAUAUGUUGACGUUGUUGGCGAGCUCAAGAAUGAUUACACAUCUGGAUGAUAUACUGUUCAAGGAGGUGAUGUCGUGUGCUCCGGACCAAGAUCUCGCCGCCCGCUGCUCCAGUAUGGUUCUUCAGAUGGCCUCGAAUCCGAAGACGUCGGAAAGAGCGGCUGGAAUUAUUUAUAGAGGUCUCACCUCGCCAGUCUUCUCCGUCCGUAACAACGUACACCGUUCGUGGCUCUGUCGUCUCAUCAAUAUGAAAAGUUCACUGAAAUGUAUCGAAACUAUUCUGAAUCUGUGUCGGACCGAAGUUUGUAAGAAUCAAUCAAAAAUGUGGCCGGUGGCAUUCCGUGAAAUUGCCGGACUCACUUGCGUCGAUUUGGAAUGGAAAGCGGUUUUGGAGGAGGAGCCGUACGAUACACUCACUUUUGCACUUUUAGCCUAUUUUGCUGUAUUAAUUGCAUUGAAACAUACGUCAAGUCAAGUACACAUCAAAUUGAAGUCUAAUGAUGAGGUUGUGCUGAGAGGGAUCGAAUAUUUCGGCGCGGUGGCCGCAAAACAGGCGUUCAUCGUGUGUUCCAAAUACAAAAUCUAUCCGGAACCCCUUGAAAAAGCGAUAAUCUGUGAAAUGUCGUCCAACCGUAACCCGGAUAUCUACGAUAUAAUUGACGAGGAAAUGGUGAAAAGUUUCAGUCGAGAGACGCAAAUGCUCUUUACGAAAGAGAAAUUGAAAUAUUUGAUCGCCGAGCAGAAAAGUCAUCAGGCGGAGAUUAAGAAAUUGGAGGCGAAAGGCGGAGAAUUGGUCGCAAAACUCGAUAAAUUCUAUCCGGCGGAAGAUGAUGGGUGUUGGAGGGUUGAGGUCAACUUGAAUUCUGAAUCCGCUGCGUUGAAGACGUUGAAUAGGUUCCUGAAGAUUCAGCACCCAACAGAGGAGUAUCCAUCAGUUGCGGCCGUCAUGGAACACCUCUCUCGUCAGAAUAUCGACGAACGACUAUUCUGUCAGAAAAUGACGAUAAUCAAUGAUAUUGUCAGACAACAUUAUAAUGAGAGGAGAUUCAGUCGAAAGACUUACUCGGAAUUAGUUUUCACUAUGAUUACCAAAAUUCCGUUGAGGGCAGUCGUCGACUACGUCGGGAUGACAAUCAAACUGGAAUGCCUAAAAGAGAUAAUGCUUCGUGAGAAGAUAUUUCUAAUGGCAUGUAAUUUGAUGAAAUUGGAAGACGAGAAUGCUCGUCCCCUCUCACUUUUUCACUGUUUCAUCUCAACUUGCUAUGGAGAACCUGUCAAGAUUACAGAAGUCUGGAAUAUUGUUAAAGAUCUGAAAUGUGGAAUUAAAAAGAGAAAAAUGGCUGAAAUGUUGGCCAAAGUCGUGACGAGCAAUGAGAUUCAAGUUGAAAUCGAAGACCUCCAUGAUAUGGUAUUGUGUUGUUUGGGUAUUCAUCCACAACGAUUCGACAUUGAAUCCACUCAAUUAUACGUGGCCGCCCUCUCGAAACUUCUGGAUUUCCGAAAUGAGACGGAACGGAUUCUGUUGUUUGAGGCGAUUGCGACGACACCCACUAUUCUGGAAUUGAUCCAAGACAUUCUAUGCCACCCGGCGGCGUCAUUCUCGAACUCAGCCUUCCAAAUGGUUCUCUAUUUCUUCACUCGUUUCCACGUCGGCGCCCUCCAAUUCUAUCCGGAAUCCCAUCUUCGUACCAUCGCUCAAAUCGUCAAUUUCUGUCACUGGUCGAUUCGAAAAUUCGCCGGAGAACCAAUGAUUCUGAGUAUCGCAAUCGACGCCAUUUGCGGAUAUCUUCCGUGGAGUUAUUUGAGAGAAAAAGCACUUUUGAACGAUGGAGGAGCCGAUGAGUUGGAGGAUCCUGUUGAGAAAUUGAUUGUCAAAAAUUUGAGACAUAAUCGAUAUUGCGUGCUGCUCGCCGAGCACGACAAAGAGGACAAAAUGAUGACGGUGGAGGAUUUCGAGCAGCUGCCGCAAGCUCAAUUCAUUGUUGAAAUUCUCAAAAAUAAGGAUAAGGGACAAGACCAAUUGAACAUUUUGGCGCGAAAAUUGGCGACAAUGGUGCCAAAUUCGAAGGCGUUCGAAGAGAUUCACGCGGUUUGGCUCGCCUACGGACUCCUCUCGGACAAGGCGUUGGAGUUGAUUGAUGAGGCCGAGAAGUUUAAGGAUACGGGCGUUUCAGGCAAUUCGGGCCCGGUUUUAGACUUUCCAAAAGACUGGAAAAAGCGUAACCCGUCUCGAACUUUGAUGGACGCUCUCGUCGACGUCGGCGCCGGAUUCCACACGUCCGUCUCGGAUCUCCGAAUGGCAAACUCGUGGUUGGACAAGGGACUCGGCAAAAUUCAAAUUCUAACGGAUCGAGAGUUUUGUCUCGACGAUUGUCCUCCGUAG
Messenger RNA from Caenorhabditis remanei, 2466 nucleotides. RefSeq lists its product as uncharacterized. The record is from RefSeq and is a predicted model, not a curated record. Lineage: Eukaryota; Metazoa; Nematoda; Chromadorea; Rhabditida; Rhabditidae. Bases 1 to 2466 code for a protein of 821 amino acids. The transcript has 13 exons.